AUGGUGUUCUCAGAAGGAGAAAAACAUUUAAAAUUAUCAAGUGGUAGAAUUGAUUUAUUCCAAAAGGAGUCAUUAUAUUUAGAUCAUCGACCUUGUAUAUUACAUUCUAACACUAACACAGAAAAAAUGAUAAGAAAACAUAAUUUAUAUGGUGGUAAGGAUACUCAUUCGAAUAUCCAUCACGAGUGUCCCUCAUUAUUUACAUCUAAAGCUUAUUCGAAUGUAAGCAGUUCGAUACUGUCUUACAUUGUCGGAGGAUUUGUUGGAAGUAAGAGUCAAAUGAAUAACAACAAAAAACAUAAUAUGUCAUAUGAUCUUAGUGCAGUGAUAUCAAACCUAUUAAAUCCAUGGAAAUUUGAACAUGAAAAUACCUCAUUUAAAAAAAAUUGCGAUAAUUUGUACGGUGUUCAAAAAAUUCAUACCGAGACUUAUGAUAAAUAUACUAUAAAUAAUAAAGUCGAUCAACGAGAUGAAAAAGAAAAUAACUUGUUGGUUAACAUGAUGAAUAUAGGAUGUUUAAUUUCUAUCCCUGUUAAAAACUUAGAAAAUAAUUGUGAUAGUACAUUUAAAAGUGAAAAUUUUCAAAUGAAAAAUAAUAGAAUGAAUAAUUUUCAAGUACUCAAAACGAAUAACACUCGUUGUUCUACUGAUAAUAAUAAAUUAUCAUCUACCAAUAUAAAUAGUAAUAAUGUAUUAUUAACAAAUGGUGUCGAAACGAAUAGCGAAAAUAUUAUUAAACCUGAAAUCAAUGGCGAUUGUUUUGUAACAAAUGAUAACCUCAUGAAAACUACAAAUGAAAAUGUAUCAGAUAAAUUGAAUAUAAGUGAAUUUGAUAAAUUACACGAUAACAACACUACAUUAAAUGGCCUUAUUAGCGAAAGUAUAAUUAGAAAUAAUGUCGAUGAAAAUAAAAAACAUUUGGAAAAAUUUUUAACAAAUGAAAGGUUAAGAAUGCAAUCGGAAUGUUCAGUUGAAAGUACAGAUAGUGAAAGUUUUAUAGUAUUCGAUGAUAGUUUAAAUGAUGGAACUUUAAAUAAUAAUGAUUAUUUUGUGUGCAAGCCUGAUGAUUAUUUCGAUAGCGAGAAUAGCAGCAGUACUGAUGAUGAUGAUGAUGAUAGCAGUGAUGAUAGUGAUGAUGAUUUCGUUUAUGAUGAUGACAGCGAGGAAAAUGGGAGUGCUGAUGAAUAUGAUUUUUGCUCUGUGAAUAUCAAUGUGAUAAAAGCUAAUGAAAAAUGGUCUAAACAUUAUGAUGAAGUUGAUGAUGUAAAAAGUAAAAGUUCAAAGAAGGUGAAAUUCAAUAAUAACGUGAAGGUAAAUAAAAUAAUAGCCUGGGACCACGCGUAUAGAAAUGCCAGAUUAGGACCUUGGGAACAAAUGGCUCGUGACAGAGUUCGAUUUCACGAGAGAAUAUCCCGAUUAUCCGACGUCAUAUCCCCGAUAUUAGGAGAUAAACACAGGAGGAAAAUAUCGGAAAAUUUAAAUAUUAAUACGAUAGGAUCCGUGGAAAAUUAA
This is a messenger RNA of Pediculus humanus corporis (human body louse), 1512 nucleotides long. Its product is annotated as Clustered-asparagine-rich protein, putative. Gene Ontology annotation, cellular component: protein phosphatase type 1 complex; endoplasmic reticulum. Lineage: Eukaryota; Metazoa; Arthropoda; Insecta; Psocodea; Pediculidae. Gene Ontology annotation, biological process: response to endoplasmic reticulum stress. Gene Ontology annotation, molecular function: protein phosphatase regulator activity. The transcript is spliced from 3 exons. The coding region runs from base 1 to 1512 and encodes 503 amino acids. The record is from RefSeq and is a predicted model, not a curated record.